Colossoma macropomum (tambaqui) is the source of this 1949-nucleotide messenger RNA. RefSeq names its product eps8 like 1a (gene eps8l1a). Gene Ontology annotation, biological process: regulation of Rho protein signal transduction; Rho protein signal transduction; positive regulation of ruffle assembly. The transcript has 15 exons. Gene Ontology annotation, molecular function: actin binding. Lineage: Eukaryota; Metazoa; Chordata; Actinopteri; Characiformes; Serrasalmidae. The record is from RefSeq and is a predicted model, not a curated record. Gene Ontology annotation, cellular component: ruffle membrane; plasma membrane; vesicle. Bases 140 to 1675 code for a protein of 511 amino acids.
GAGAGUGAGAGAGAGAGACAGAGAGAGAGAGAAAAGUUGGCUAAGACCUGACAGGUGUUCUUGUUUUUCAAGUUUCUGCGUUUCUCUAUUAGACAUAAACAGAGAAUGUGAGCGAGUGAGACACACACAUAAAGUCACGAUGGCUGCUCCAAAGGCUCUUCCUAGGAAGCACUCUAUGUUGUCUAAAGUUUUGUCUGGAGAUGCUCAGCCUCACAACCCUCACGCCAACGAAAAUGGAAAGAAAACAGUUCCACAUGUCAUACACGCGGCGCGAGAAGUGGAACUGGUGAACCACUGCUUUGCUGAUGUGGAGUGCUUCAUGGGCCGCUUGCAGAAGGUGGCUGAUGCUCAGAGUGCUGCAGAACAGAAGAAGAAAAAGAAUAACAAGAAGAAGAGCAAGAAGAAGAAGCAGCAGUAUGACCUGAUGUCAGAAGAAGAAAGUUCUCCAUCAGAGAAGGAGUUUAUAGAUAUUUUCCAGAAGAUAAAAUAUUCAUUCAGCCUGCUGGACCGUCUGAAAAAUGAAAUAUCAAAUCCGAGCUCGGAGGAGCUUCUGCAUCACCUGUUUGUUCCUCUGGGCCUGAUGGUUAAAACCACAGGUGGUCCUGGGUUGGCAGCGGGUGUUUCCAGCCCGGCUCUGACCAGUGGAGCGGUCACUCUGCUGCAGCAGAAUCUCACAAAGGAGGAGAAAGAGCUGUGGAGCUCUCUCGGCCCCAACUGGACCCAGUCAUAUUCGCAGCAUGCUCAGCCAGUAUCACCAUACACACUAGCAUUCCUUGAUGGUUGGCAGCCUGAGGCUCGUGAUGCAAAUGGUCAAGCAUUUGAGGAUCCAGUAGAGUCAGAACACAAAUAUGAGGCCCAGCUACAGUCUCAACAGUUGGAACCUAGCCAGGCCUCACCACCAGUUUCACCGACAGUGACAGAAAUUGUGGAAAAUCCACCUCCUUCGGAUGUGGAGCGGCUGUACCGCUGCAGUUAUGACUUUGUGGCCCGGAACAGCAGUGAGCUUUCAGUGCUGCACGGAGAAACUCUACAGGUUAUAGAGUCAUCUAAGCGGUGGUGGAAGUGCAGGAACAGUUAUGACCAGAUUGGCUUUGUUCCAUCUAACAUCCUGGAGCCUGUCAACCACACAGAGCCAGACUCACAUGUAGUGAUGCGCAAGCCAUCCAUGAAAGUUCCACUGUCUCCUCCGGGAGGAGGGCGUUUCUCAUACGCCAUGCCAAAUUCCUCAGGGGAAAACCACACCCACAACGAGACACGCCCACUCAGUAUGCCGCCAAUUAGAGAUGAAGGAGAGAAAGUGAUGCUCAUGAAUAAUGAGCUCGCAGAGCGGCUGGCCAAUGGGAGAACGCGGCCUUCAAUUAUGCACAGAUCCAACGAGACCACCGCCUCUCUUAGCUAUCAUUCAUCUCCAGGCGAGGUUCAGGAGUGGCUCAAAAGCAAAGGCUUCAGUGAUGUCACAGUGAACAGUUUGGGCAUUCUCAGUGGAGCUCAGCUCUACUCCCUGACUAAAGAGGAGCUCUGUACGGUUUCUCCACAAGAGGGCGCCAGAGUUUACAGCCAGCUAACAGUGCAGAAAGCACUGCUGGAGAAAGCAAGGAAAUCCACUGAGCUGGAGGCUGUGAUGAAGAAACAGAAAAUGAAAGUUGAUCCCAACAUGGAAGGAGGAGAAUUUUAACUCAGCAUACAUAAACACACACACACACCUGCAAUGCUAACCGCUCACUGAAUCAAUUGUUGUGCUAAAAUGUAUCUUCUGUUAUUUUCCUGUUGACAGCAGUAUAUUUUCAUUCCAGUGCUCUACUCUGUCAGUAUAUUUGCAUCAACAGUAUCUACUCCUGUAUAGAUGUAUUUCCCACAUUGCAUAAGUCCUGUAAGCAUGUUCCUUUGGAAACUGUUAUACACCUUAAAUGCACAAAUUAUUCUAUUAAAACAGUGGUGUCUAUGUCUAA